Triticum turgidum subsp. durum (durum wheat) is the source of this 1056-nucleotide messenger RNA. Lineage: Eukaryota; Viridiplantae; Streptophyta; Magnoliopsida; Poales; Poaceae. The record is from the annotation of a GenBank genome assembly.
AUGGGGGGCGUCGGCGUCUCCCUUGCGCUGCUCGUCGCCGUCGUCCUCUCCGCCGUCGCUGCUGCCCCGCAGCUAGCCGGCACAGCCAAGGCAGAGCAUUCCCUAGGAAUCAUCCAGAAGGACAUCAUUCAGACGGUCAACAAGCAUCCCAAUGCCGGGUGGACGGCUGGACACAACCCCUACUUUGCAAACUACACUAUUGAGCAAUUCAAGCAUAUCCUGGGAGUGAAGCCAACGCCUCCGGGUUUGCUCGCUGGUGUUCCGAUCAAAAUUCAUCCAGAAAUGGAUCUCCCCAAGGAGUUUGACGCUAGAACUCAAUGGUCCAGUUGCAGCACAAUUGGGAACAUACUUGGUCAGGGUCACUGUGGUGCCUGUUGGGCCUUUGCUGCCGUGGAAGCUCUCCAGGAUCGUUUCUGUAUUCAUCUCAACAUGAGCGUCUCCCUUUCGGUCAAUGACCUACUGGCUUGCUGUGGUUUUCUGUGUGGUAGCGGUUGUAAUGGAGGAUAUCCUAUCAGCGCAUGGCGCUACUUCCGUCGCAGUGGCGUCGUCACUGAGGAGUGCGAUCCAUACUUCGAUCAGACUGGUUGCCAGCAUCCUGGAUGCGAGCCAGCUUAUCCUACACCAAAAUGUCAAAGGAAAUGCAAGGUGGAGAACCAAGCGUGGAAGGAAAAUAAGCAUUUCAGUGUUAACGCGUACAGAGUACAUUCUAAUCCCCAUGACAUCAUGGCAGAGGUCUACAAAAAUGGCCCUGUAGAAGUUGCUUUCACCGUUUAUGAGGACUUCGCACACUACAAAUCAGGAGUAUACAAGCACAUCACAGGUGGCGUGAUGGGAGGUCAUGCCGUCAAGUUGAUCGGUUGGGGAACCAGUGAUGCUGGCGAGGAUUACUGGCUUCUUGCAAAUCAGUGGAACAGAGGCUGGGGUGAUGACGGAUACUUCAAGAUCAUAAGGGGCGAGAAUGAAUGUGGCAUCGAAGGCGAUGUUACUGCCGGUAUGCCCUCGACAAAGAACACGGCCAGAAACAAUGAUGUCGCCUUUGGAACGGCCAUACUUUGA